AUCUAUCCAUACUGUAUCAAUAAACUUUUUCCAAGUUUACGGGACAAUUUUCGGACCGUGGCACGUCUUUCGGAAGUGAUAACCUUCGGUACCCUCCUCUGCACACUUGGUACCCUCGAUCUGGUCACCCAGGCACCCAACCCCGCUCGUAGUAUACCAUUGCCUCUCAUCAUUUCAUCAACCACCGUCCACCACAACGACUUAACAUCAAAGAGCCAUCAUUUUUAAAAUGUCUCCAUCCAAUAUGAGCACUUCAUCCAGCUCACAGUCGUCCAAGACGGCCGUCGGCACCCCCAGAGCCCACCACCGCUCCUCACCCUCGCUUACGCCAGAGCUGGCCUACAAGGUCGCCGGCUGGCUCGAGACACAACCACCCGUGUCUACCUACCAGCCCAUUGGCGUCGACAGACGCGGUGAGAAAGCAUACUCCUCCACCUCGUCGUCGUCGGGCAAGAAAAGUGUCCACUGGACACCCGACGUCAUUGACAACGAGAAAAAGCCUCGUCGUCGCCGCAGCAGCAAGCGCUCGGGUGAGAAAUCUUCCUCGUCCAAGUCUCGCGUGCGGCAGUCAAUGCCAAUGGCGCCUGAGCCACCGAGGGCCCAUGCGCCGCCGCCGACCCCGCGGUUCCAUCGUCUGCCGACGCCGGACUCUUCGGAUGUUGAGUGCGAGGAGUUCUGCUACUGCUGCAGAGAGAUUGUGGGGAGUAAGAUGGAAGUCCAAAUGGCUGCUGCCAAGUCUCAUAUUGUGUCUGUCAAGCAGAAGACGCAUAGCAGACAUUGAGAGAGUGGAUUUUUGUAAUGAUUAUGAUGUGACGAAAUGCAGUAAUGGUUCUUAAGGCGUUUCUUGGAGGUUGCGCAGGUCAAUUUUGCACACUUGUGGUUUUUCUUGUUUGCUGCACUUGCACUGAUCACGGGAUUGGGCGAUUCCGACGACGAGCUGGACUUCUCGCGGG
Molecule: messenger RNA, 953 nt
Organism: Pseudogymnoascus verrucosus
Lineage: Eukaryota; Fungi; Ascomycota; Leotiomycetes; Thelebolales; Thelebolaceae
Exons: 2
Coding region: 230-781 (183 amino acids)
Source: RefSeq, a predicted model, not a curated record